This is a messenger RNA of Anopheles arabiensis, 8801 nucleotides long. RefSeq names its product sodium/hydrogen exchanger 3 (gene Nhe2). Gene Ontology annotation, molecular function: sodium:proton antiporter activity. Gene Ontology annotation, cellular component: membrane. Bases 1274 to 5053 code for a protein of 1259 amino acids. The transcript is spliced from 23 exons. Gene Ontology annotation, biological process: sodium ion transport; regulation of pH; proton transmembrane transport. Lineage: Eukaryota; Metazoa; Arthropoda; Insecta; Diptera; Culicidae. The record is from RefSeq and is a predicted model, not a curated record.
CAGUCGGUGAGCUAAGCAAUGGCGGCCACGUCAACCGUCGUCGUUCCCGGUCAGCUACUACCAGUACGGUGCGGUAACCGAAGCAGAAGCAGUAGAACCAGCAGCAUCCGUGGUGUCCCUGCGAGACCCGUCAACUGUGUCGGUCGUGUCGGUGCCCAACUUUGUCGGAAAGCGCACGCCAGCAGCAGACGACCGGCUGGAGUGGCCAGCAGUGCCGUACCCUAUCGGCGGUCGAUACUGGAGCUGGCUGCCCGUUGCCACCAUCACUGAGUGACACUGAGUGUUUUGAUCGUUCAUUGGGAGUGAUUACAGACAGAGCUUUUGCUUUACUGCUGUUUGCACAACGUUUUUUUCCAAUUUCGGACGAAGCAGGCGUUGCAGCAACACUACUGAACAACCCUUCCCACCGCCAAUCUCCCGUAGCGCGCUGCACGACAAGAGAGUGUGCGUGUGUGUGUUUGUGUGUGUGUGUGUUUGUGUGAACAAAAACUAUCGAUUUAUUGCGCCCCAGUCAUUCGGAUCGCAAAAUAGUAGCCGAUGUUUACAACGCAAAUUGAAAGCGCCACCCCUCCUCCGCAGCGUUGAAGGCAGGCGGUGAGAGUGACAGCAGGCAGAGGCAUCAACACACAAAAAUGGCCACAAAGACAACGUGAGCGCUAGGUUUUACGUUCUCGAACAGCGUGUAUUACGGUCUCCCUUCCAGCCCAAAAGGGGCAGCAGUCGGGGCCGCACUCUUGUGAAGCUGUGCUACUGCGAUGCUAUCCGUGCGUUUUGUGACUAAUGUUGCGGUGCAAUAGAAAAAAACAGGCUGUUUUCCUCGCUCAAAAAGGUAUCUUUCUAACUCGUCCAACCGAUCAGAAUUAGCUGCAAUUGGUUCAGAAGCAUCUGCCCGUCGUCAUUACGCGAAAGGAUCCCAAGAAGAAAACCCUUGAGAAACCGUUUAAGGAUUAUUGGUUCAUCUGAGCUAAACACUUCCGGCGCUCCUUUUCCUAGUUUGUGUGUGUGUGCGCGUUUGUGAAUAAGUGUACGUGUGUGUGUGUGGACUGCACAACCAUAGCAGGCGAACGGAUUGUGCAUGCGGCCCAGUGUUCCAUUCCUGCACAUGUCCUCACUGUGUCACGAGCGAGGACGAUUGUGCUGCGCGUGAGGUGGCCGUGAGGCGAAAGUUCUUGGUUCUUGGUUACAGGAUCUUGCACUUGGGGGUGUGCCCGUGUGCCCUCCCACAUCUACCACUGUUGACAGCUCGACACCGUACAGCGGGAAAAGGGCGACGAUGGCUGUGACGUUGAAGCAGGAGGUUAAUUUAUCGCGCCGUGCCUGCAGGCCAACAACAACCAACAACGACGACUGUUUGCAAGAGCAGAGGACGCUGUUGACGACGCCCACCGAAGAAGGGUCUUGGUACAACGACACUUGGUACGGUGGCGGUGGUGCUAACAGCCGCUUGGUGACGGCACCAGCACCCGCAAAGGAACUCACGGACUCGAGUCGAAGUGGUGGUCUACCAUCGUCGUCGUCGUCGUCGUCGUUGUCGUGCCUGCUGGCUACCAUCGUGAUGUGGUGUACGGGUCAAGUGUUAUUAAAGCUACGCCAGGCCGGCCAGGGUGGCUGGCGGGAGGUGCAACAGCCGCCGCGGCUUAGCCGACUGUGUAUAUACGUAGUGUUCUGCAGUGCUUUGCUGUCCCACAAUGCCUUCGUUCUAGCUAGGCCAAACCUAAGCGCACCGGCCAGCGGCGAAAAGGUGCCGGUCGGUCAAUUAUCGCCCCUGGAUCUGGCGUUCGAUGCCAGCAGCGGAUCGCUAACGAGUGCGAGUCAAUUAAAACGUUCUGCCGAGGCGGCGGCCAUCAUCGCAUCGACCGCACCGUCCGCGGACGGCGGCGCUGGCCACGAGGCGGAGGAUACGGCGCUCGGGCAUGGCCGGGUCGGAGAGGGCGAGGGCGGCGAGCACGGGGGCGAACACGUCGUCGAGCGGUAUCCCGUAUCGCAGGUGGACUUUUCCCGCGUCGAAACACCGUUCGUGAUCGGCGUCUGGAUUCUGUCCGCCAGCAUAGCAAAGAUUGGGUUCCACAUGACGCCCAAGCUGAGCCGCAUCUUCCCCGAGUCCUGCCUGCUGAUCGUGGUCGGCGUCAUCAUCGGGGUGCUGCUGCGGUACGCCACCAACCUGCACGUAUCACCGCUGACACCGAACACGUUCUUCUUCUACAUGCUGCCGCCGAUCAUCCUCGACGCGGGCUACUUCAUGCCGAACCGCAUGUUCUUCGACAACAUUGGCACCAUCCUGCUGAUGGCCGUGAUCGGUACGAUAUUCAAUAUCGCCACCAUCGGCGGUUCGCUGUGGGCCUGCGGUCAAACCGGCAUCUUCGGCGUCGACCUGCCGUUCCUGCACAUCUUCCUCUUCUCGUCGCUGAUCGCGGCCGUCGAUCCGGUGGCGGUGCUCGCCGUCUUCGAGGAGAUUCACGUGAACGAGGUCCUCUACAUCGUUGUGUUUGGUGAAUCGCUCCUAAACGAUGCUGUCACGGUCGUUAUGUAUCACAUGUUCGAGGUGUACAACGAGAUUGGUGCUAGCGAAAUCAUCGCGGUCGAUAUCGUGUCGGGCAUUGCGUCAUUCUUUGUGGUCGCACUCGGCGGCACCAUUAUCGGUGUCAUCUGGGGCUUCCUGACCGGGCUGGUGACACGGUUCACCGAUCACGUGCGCGUCAUCGAACCGAUCUUCAUCUUUGUGAUGGCUUAUCUGGCGUACUUGAAUGCGGAAAUUUUCCACAUGAGCGGUAUCUUGGCUAUUACCUUCUGUGGAAUAACGAUGAAAAACUACGUCGAGCAGAAUGUGUCGCACAAAUCACACACUACCAUUAAGUAUGCACUGAAAAUGUUGUCCUCCUCGGCGGAAACGAUCAUCUUUAUGUUCCUCGGUGUGGCCACUGUUAACAACAAACAUGUGUGGAACACUUGGUUCGUUUUGCUGACAAUAAUCUUCUGUUCGGUGUAUAGAAUUUUAGGUGUUUUGAUACUGUCAGCGUUAGCGAAUCGUUUUAGAAUACACAAGCUUACUAAAGUAGAUCAAUUUGUUAUGUCUUAUGGAGGCCUUCGUGGAGCCGUUGCGUUCGCUUUGGUGCUGCUGGUGGACGUGAAUCACAUUCCGCUGCAGCCAAUGUUCUUGACGACGACGAUUGCGGUCGUUUACUUUACCGUGUUCCUGCAGGGUAUCACCAUCAAACCGCUAGUCAAAAUACUGAACGUGAAGCGCUCGAGCAAGCGGAAACCGACCAUGAACGAGCGCAUCCAUGAGCGGUUUAUGGAUCACAUGAUGGCCGGCAUCGAGGAUAUCGUGGGCAAGACGGGCAACUACAAUAUACGCGAUAAGUUUAAGAGAUUCGACAAUAGGUUCAUUCGUCCAUUAUUGAUCAAGAAUUUACAGGGUCCGGAGCCGAAGAUUUUGGAAACCUACUCUAAGCUAACGAUGCGCGACGCGAUGGACUACAUGCGGCGCAAUCCAUCCACCAUCGGACAAAUGUCUGGAACUGAAUCAAUGAGUGCAUUAUUUAGAAACUACACGUCCUACUUCGGCGGAAGGUGCGGCGCCACAAUGCUCGGCACAUGCCCUAGCUUUACGAACCUGGAAAAUUCGACCCGCAACCUGGACAUGCAGGAGCUGGACUACAAUCCCUCGAAGAAAGACUUAACGGAUGCCAAAAUACAUCAUCUGCUGUCGGAAGAGCUUAAACCGUACCGCCGGGCUUCACUACAUACGCAAGUGAAGCAUCGAAGACUUAGCUACAGCCGGCACGCUGUUGACGAUCGGGAUCUAUCAACACAGGUCAACUAUAAAAUGCAGAUGAACAUACGCCGUAUGAUUAGUGAGAAGAAGCAUCACAAGCGCAGCAAACGUGUGAAGGAUGGCAAGCAGCAGAACCACGUCUCGUUCCCCGAGUUUGUGCAGAACGGAUCCGCAAAACAGUUUGCGAACGAUUACAUCAACGAAGUGCUGCACGAAGACAACGAGGAUGAAGAAAGACAGGCGGCGGGACCGUCGGAAGACUGGGACGGAGGUGGCCUAACGUUUACCGCCAAGUCAUCGCCCGAAUCGCCGGCUGUAAGUGUAAAGCAAUCGCUCACCGGCGGAGGCGACCGUGGUGCAAUUGACGAGAGAGGUGCGGCAAAGGAAGAUAAGCGAUUCUCGCGAGAGUCACGCUUUUUGGAGUCGGAGCAACGUGUCGCUACGCCGACCGCGAUCGAAUCCGUCCUGCCCUGGAAGCGGGUGGACGAGAGUGACGAUAAUGGUGCUAUCAAACAGAACGAAUUCCCCUCGUGGGCUUCGAACAAGGAGUAUCUAGCUUACAAUUCACCAAGUGCAACAUUUUUGGGUGGCUUAACGCAACCUAAACAGGCUAAGUCCGUAAUAGGUCUGUUCCGGCGGGAGAGUUCCGGCUCCGGUGGGGUCGUCAUCGGCGGCGUGACGGAUUCCGAGACCUCGACCCCGGUGGCGGCGACGACACCGGUCGGCCGGAUGGCGGCCGUCCCGAAGGACAAGCGGUCGGCCUCGAUCGCCGGCUACAUCACGAUCGAUGGCGGCGACACGGCCGGCAACCCGAUGCUGGAUCCGCUCGGCAUUUCCCGGGCGGGGCCGCACGCGACCGCCUUCCCGGUUACCGCCAGCCAUCGGCGCAACAACCGCCGUGGCUCGAUGCUGGAGCUAAGCGGCGAGGCAAUCCCAGAAGAAAACUACACCAAAUCCCUGCCCGAGCGAGACAAGUACGGAGCCCGCCGAGCACCAGCUCUAAUCAAAGCGUCAUCCACCAACACGCCCAAAUCGGCCGGCCGACGGUCCGUCGGCGGCGGCCCCGUAAACCCCCAAACCACGGCCCUGCUUUCCGCCAGCUCCACCGACUCGGACGAGGACGAUGAGGAGGAGGGCAGUGGCGACCGUCACCGGGCCGAUGACGCGACGCGCCGGCUAAAUGGCGCGGGAAACAACGACGAUGAGGACGACGAGGACGACGACGAGGACGACGACGAUGAGGACGAAGACUGUGCGGACGAGCAGCACCCCAUAUGAGAAAUAUUCAUCUAGGGUAGUCGCGCUCGCACUAUCGUGGUAAUACAUCUGUCUGUCCGCCGGGAAGCACCUGGCGGCGGCAUCACUGGUUGGCCGACCAAGCAAAAUGCGGCCGCAAACAACGCACAACACAAGCAACCGUGAUUCGGAGGGCAGUUUUGCAAUCCCAGCAACCUGUUUAGCGCUUCUUCCAACCAAACUUCCGCAUUCGAGCAGUACCCGAUGCCUUAGCGUGCGAGUGAGAGAGAGAGAGAGAGCGAGAGAGAGGGAGAGCACAGUGUACGGGCAAUGAGUAGGCCGUUACCGUUACUUUGUUACCGGCGGUUACACGUGUCGGGUGUGUAACGCUAGCGUGUGAUGCAGCGUGUAACGCUUCACGUUCUCGUAGCCUCAAUUAAACCUGGUGUGUCGUGCACCGCACAGAUAGCAUAUCCGAAAAGGUAGCAAAGGAGGCGUGUCCUAAUGACCGUGAACGCUGGAGUGUUCGUUCACUUAUGAGCUACUACUACUACUACUAAUAGUACUACUACUACUACUACAACUACUAUCUACUUGAUCGUUGCGUUACGUUUGCAGAAAGUAUUCGAAAUCAUUCCGUUUGCGUUCAGUGGGAAGCGUUAAGUGUUAAGCAAGAGCGUUACUAGCGAACGCUCUGUACUGUCAAAAAGUGAACCAAGCUGUACCCAGUCGUACUUAGUAGUUUGCAGGCAAAGUAAGAACGAUAGAGAGAAGGUGAUAGGAAAAAAGAGGAACUGUGAGAAAGGAAUAGUUUAUUUUGUGGGAGUAGAAAUUUUAAAAGACGACAAAACAAUCGAUCGUUAGUUUGUAAUGUAGUGAAAACCAAAACGAGGGGGAAAGUAUAAACGAUUAAUUUUACAUAAUUUACACAAUCGUGUGCUAGUUUCAUUGACGCAAGGGCAUGGAACAUUUUGCUUCCUUUCCCAUACAAAAUACACACACACACACACACACACACACACAAAUUUGGUGCUAUAACAACGUGCAAGAAAUAGAUCGAUCUACUUGCUACAUUCAAUGGUUAGAGACAGAUAGGUAUGUGUAUGGUUACAUAUUUGGCAGAGGAUUUACUAGACGCACCUAGCGCGUACCUAGUGGCAGCUUCACAUCCUCUACCGAAAUCGCGCGGGGCUUUAGUUUUGAACAGUGUAGUGUUUGGGUAGAAAUUCAACUCAAAUUUUGCACCUUUUCUUUCGUCGAUAAGUAAGAAGAGACUCCCGCACCACCAUCCACAUCGAAAGAUCAACUCCGAUAGGCCACCAAACUAUGUUACGUUAGACAAUUUCAAUGUAGGGAUAAUUUUUAACUACACGCAGCCUCUAUCGAAAUGGUGGAAGCUGAUUAAGGUCUCUUAGUGUCUAAAGAGCAUACUAAGAGAAGAAACAUAGUAAAAAAAAAAGAUCAGUUACCAGCAUCCGUCUGGCGCAGUACGUCCAAACUAUCUACCGUGUUUCGAUGGAUACGUUUAGAUGCUAGACAGAUAGAACAUACCUUGUGGAGCUGCACAAACACAGCCAACCAACUAUCAGAUGCAAUGCUUUGACGCUUUGCUUCCAAAGUAGUAAAUAUCUAAUUUCAAUGUUCACAGUUUCUGGCCUCUGUUUUGCCUUGAUUUUUUAAUUCUUUAAAGCACAAGAAUUUCUUUCAAUGAGGAAGAGAGGCUCAAAACGCGCGAACAAAACACUUAAAACCCAAUAGGAGAUAUUAAAUCAAGUUCUUAUACCUUGCAACAGUUACUUAAACCGGUGAUCCUUUGCUCCCAUGCUGAUAUGGAUGGAUGGCACAAAUACGCUAUGAUUUAGUUAGCUUACCGAAUAAAGAAGAAUUGUAUUUAGUUAUUGAAUUGUAGCAUUAUGUAGACCAAUGACAAAAACAAAGAAAACACACACACAAAAACAUAAAGAAGGUAUUAUUACUCAACAGUAUCGGGGUGUAACAGUUUAGGUAUAACUGAGGUUAUUUUUGGACAGUAGAAGGGUAGCAGGCGUGUGGGAGAGGGCGCGCCUCGAAAGCAGUAAGAUACACACACACAAAAGUGCAGUUACGUGUGUUACGGUAAGCUGCCUACUAGUAGGAGUACAGUUGGUGGAAAUUAAGAAGUGUGUUACGAACGUUACGACCAUUACGCGUCAUGUUUACCAGUUGGUACAACCAAGAUACUUAAUUAUGCCAUUUCUGUGCAUUAUCGUAACGCGUUUGCUGUUUGCUUCUUCGGUAUUAUGCUAUUCUUUUUUGAGCAAUUUUUUUGUCUAUAGAUUUUUCUGAAAAGAUGGAUAUUAUUAUGAUUUCCGUUUUAAAUUCCGCAUUCUAAGGUGCAUUAUUCCAUUAUGUUUGUCAAAGUUACUCGUUACUUUAAAUCUUUAAAAUUUAAAUACUACAAGGGAAACUAAACUGGGCAAUUUAUUUCACCUGGUACGGGCUUUAAGCAGCGGCAUCUUGGAUUAAAAGUGGGAAAAUUCAAGUGAUGGCCAACAAAAACAAAAACAAACAAUUACACACUGUCUGUCCAAUCCAAGAUGGCAGCGACGUUACGCGGGCGUUACAUUGGGGCGUUACCGGCCAUUACAUGUCAGAGUGAACUGCGGAUAGCAUAAAACCAAUACAUCGUUGAUAAUAAUAGCAGCAACCUUAACGACUGUAGGUCAACUAAACAUUUUACAGCAACAGCCUGUACACGCGUACAAGUGUGAAUAAAAUAAUAAAAAUAAACAAGCAAGAGUAAAACGCAACACAUUUCUCUCCCCACCCCCUCCCUAUUCUGGCGUAACCGGGAGUGCUUUUUUGUCCGCAGUGACACAACCCCCCGACCCAGGUGAUCCUCACCUACACACACACAUACACGACACCUAAACCCCCCAAUCUUAGGCAAACCUUUUCCCCCCGUUGUUCGCAAGCAGCAGUAGAAUAUGCAGCAGAGCAUCUGCACCAUUACCGACAUAAAAUGGGAAAAGAAGCAAAAAGGUAUGAAGGGGGAUGAUGCGUAUGUGUGUGUGUGUGAGAGAGAGAGAGAGAGAGAGAGAGAGAGAGAGAGAGAGAGAGAGAGAGAGAGAGAGAGAUUGAAACGAAAUAAGGAAUGUGAGUGUAGAAGCCGCGCUUAUCAGAAAGCCCACCAGCAGAGAGGAGUGGUAUACUUUUAAAACGAAACUGUACUUAAGGUGAUACAUUUGGCUAAAAACUAAGCAAGCACAAAGCGGGGGAGGGUGGUAUUGGGAAGAAAAAGGAUACAAUAGCCUGUUUGUGAAACUAACUCAAUCAAUAAUUGCAAUUGUAAUUUGAAUGAGGAUAUGUUAAAACAAUACAAAGAAGGAACGAAAAAGUAACACACAAAUAGACAAACAAACUCAAAACUUCUACACAACCAGCGAGAUAAAGCAGAUUAAGGACAGUCGAUUGUUUGGUACGACAGUUUCCGCUGGUGGUACUGUAUUUAAAAUAAAAGGGAAAUGCAAAGGGUAGAGAAAUAAAACGAACAAUACCGUACGGGUUAAUAACAGCAGGAUGGCUGGUAGUUAAAUAAAACCAGAAAAAUAAACGAAACCUAAUGGAUCAAGAAUAGAUAACAGAACGAGAGAGAGAGAAGAAGAUAGAAAGAGUAUAGGCAAUCUACUAAGUGGGAAAGGCGAAGGGCAAACAAUGUAAGUAUGUAAUUGAACGUGGCACGUGUGGCAGAGAGGCAGACGGGAUGUGUAUAAUAAACUCGAAGAAGGAGAAGAAGAGAAUUGAAAACGAA